Raphanus sativus (radish) is the source of this 1473-nucleotide messenger RNA. Its product is annotated as aspartic proteinase nepenthesin-1. Gene Ontology annotation, molecular function: aspartic-type endopeptidase activity. The transcript has a single exon. Gene Ontology annotation, cellular component: extracellular region. NCBI's taxonomy places the organism in Eukaryota, Viridiplantae, Streptophyta, Magnoliopsida, Brassicales, Brassicaceae. Bases 33 to 1421 code for a protein of 462 amino acids. Gene Ontology annotation, biological process: proteolysis. The record is from RefSeq and is a predicted model, not a curated record.
GUCAAUCCCACUCACACACACACACACAACCCAUGGCUUCUUCUUUUUCUUCUUCCUCUUCGUUACUACCUUUCUUUCUUAUCAUUUUCUCAUGUUUCUUGGCCCUUUCAUCCUCAAGAAGAUCAUUACUCGACCAUCCUUCUCCAACAAACCUUCCAAGAUCCGGUUUUAGAUUAACUCUAAAACACGUGGACUCCGGUAAGAACCUCACGAAGAUCCAAAAGAUCCAAAGAGGGAUCAGCCGUGGAUCCCACAGACUGAACAGGUUAGGAGCUGCGGCUGUUUUGGCUGUAGCCUCAGGUCCUGAUGAUACCAACAACAUCAAAGCACCUACACAUGGAGGAAGCGGUGAGUUUCUCAUGGAUCUAGCUAUAGGAAACCCUCCGGUUAAGUACUCGGCUAUAGUCGAUACCGGAAGUGACCUUAUAUGGACGCAGUGCAAGCCUUGCACCCAAUGUUUCGACCAACCAACUCCGAUCUUCGACCCGAAAACGUCUUCCUCUUACUCAAAAGUAGGAUGCUCUUCUGGUCUUUGCGACGCCUUGCCUCGAUCCAGUUGCAACAAAGACAAAGGUGCUUGUGAGUAUGUGUAUACAUAUGGAGAUUACUCGUCCACAAGAGGGGUCUUGGCCAUGGAAACGUUUACUUUUGAUGACGAGAACUCGGUUUCGGGUAUAGGGUUUGGGUGUGGGGAUGUGAACAAAGGAGACGGGUUCUCUCAAGGUUCAGGUCUUGUAGGUCUUGGACGUGGACCACUCUCUCUUAUCUCUCAGCUCAAGGAGACUAAGUUCUCUUAUUGCUUAACAUCUAUUGAGGAUAGCGAAGCAUCUAGCUCGCUGUUUAUUGGCUCUCUAGCUUCGAAUAUCGUUAAGAAAACAGGUGCAAGUUUGGCAGGUGAAGUCACCAAAACGAUGUCGCUGCUACGAAACCCUAACCAGCCUUCUUUCUAUUACCUUGACUUACAAGGCAUCACCGUUGGAUCAAAACGCCUGCCCAUUGAAAAGUCUACUUUCGAACUAGCGGAAGAUGGAACAGGUGGUAUGAUCAUCGACUCUGGCACGACCAUCACGUACCUCGAGGAGGCAGCGUUUAAGGCCUUGAGUAAGGAGUUUACUUCUCGGAUGAGUUUACCGGUCGAUGACUCGGGAUCCACAGGACUUGACUUGUGUUACACGUUACCUAGUAACGCGAAGAAAAUUGCUGUUCCUAAGCUCGUUUUUCAUUUCAAAGACGCGGAUUUGGAGCUUCCGGGGGAGAACUACAUGGUGGCUGAUUCGAGUACAGGCGUUUUGUGUUUGGCCAUGGGAAGUUCUAAUGGGAUGUCUAUUUUCGGAAAUGUUCAGCAGCAGAAUUUUAAUGUAGUUCAUGAUCUUGAGAAAGAUACCGUGUCGUUUGUUCCCACUGAAUGUGGAAAAUUGUAGAUUUUUAAUUGUUUCCUUAUUUUAUUAUUAAUGAACCUUUAUACUUUUUUCA